UUACGGUCGCCAUUGAGAAGUGAAAACCCUCCUAAAUGUUCUCGAAUAAUAGCGGCCUCGCCGUGUGAUUUUCGGGGCUGAGAGAGGCGCGUCGUCGCGAGAAGUGUUGCUAAUGAGUGUACGGCUUACGAUGGAGAAGCCAUGACGCAUCCGUCGCAUCAAACGAACGGCGCUAGCCUGGAGGACUGCCACACAAAUUUCUUCGCACUGACGGACCUCUGCGGCAUCAAAUGGAGGAAGCUCGUGUGGGGCGAAGUGGCCGGCGGUUUCGGUGGCACUCCCCUCGAGGACCCGGUGCUCUCGAGCUUCUCGCGGUGCCUCGCGGGUGACAUUCUCUGCGUGUGGCGACGAGUUGCCGCUACACCGGCCACGUCCGGCCCGACAACCACCACGGGGGCCGGGGCUGGCAUCUUCGACCUGGGCAUCGCACCCUCGCCUGCACCGCCACCCCUAUCUCUCACCGCCGCCAAGGAACUCUGGAUUUUCUGGUAUGGCGAGGAACCUGAUCUCUCUGGUCUUGUGUCACCGGAACUCAUUGCGUGCGAAAGCGAACAGGGUUCAUGGGAAAGCGGAUUGUCGUACGAGUGUCGGUCACUUCUUUUCAAAGCUCUGCAUAACUUGAUCGAACGAUGUUUACUGUCUCGUGAUUUUGUUCGGCUAGGAAAGUGGUUCGUACAGCCCUAUGAUGGGUUCGAGAAACACCGUUGCAGUAGUAGUCACUUGUCGUUCUCGUUCGCAUUCUUUGUUCAUGGAGAGAGCACUGUAUGUGCAAGUGUGGAUGUUAGGCAACACCCUGCUGUUCGUCAUCUUACAAGGGCUUGUUUACAACGUACUCAAACCUCCCAAUCUAGUGUUAAAGUGAUUUUAGCUCCUCAUGGACUAGCAGGCACAUUAACUGGCCCAGUGGGGCGUACAGAUAGCCAACUUCUUGAAGAAUGGAAACACUUUUAUCCAAUCAACGGCAGUAAUGUCGAAGCAGGACUUCCACCGCUGGUGGAAGUGCUUGUCGGUGGUGUACGCAUGCGAUAUCCUUCUUGUUAUGUCCUGGUCACGGAUAUGGACGACACUCCACCCGAGACUCCUCUUUCUCCGCCGAGUAGCCCUGCUAGUUGCGAACAUCCUCUUCUAGGUCAGCAGGAACUACGAGCAGCUACGGAAUUACCAGAACGUGCGUGGGCAGAAUGUACUUUGAGUUCACCAAUAUCUGCUUCCAAGACAGAAUCUUCCACUGAACAUGGAACUUGGAUCUUCAUUGAUCCAACGCAAAAGUCUUCCUGUACCUGUUCAAAGUAUGCGACCCCCGGGGGUUGGAAGAGCCUGGCCUCCUCUCAGGUUCAGAGGGAAAGAGUAGAUAAAGGUGGACGGAGGGUCGUACCGUUUCAUCGACGCUCUACCACCCAGUGGGAUGCUUGUCCCUCUGUCCCUGCUAAUGCCCCCAGGUCUGUAUUGAACAGAACAGAGGCGCCAAGUACACCACCAGGUGGACCACCCUCUUAUUCAAGAGGACCACCGACAGGAGGAGAUUGUCUGCCAGUUCCAUCUGUUGGCUCGCCAGGCUCUCCUGCACCUUCACCUCUUCCAACUCCACAUUCCGAGCCAGCGUCGGUUCCACCAGCAGAGCCUACAAUGCCUACUCUUAGUCCUCAACCGCCACCCAGUCAUACAAACACUGCCCCACCAUUAACCCCUUCUCAAGGCCCAAAGUCAACCUCCUCUGCAUGCAAUAAUCAAGUGCAUAGUCCAGCUCCUGGGCCAACAUUAAAACGACCAGUCUUAGUCUCCAGAGAAUGUGAGGAUAUAUAUUUAGAAAAUGAACAGUCAUUACCUUGGCUCUAUGAUUACUCAACACAAGAAGCAUGGCUCAAUCAUCCUGUGAAACGUUUUAAGGAAUCUAAUAGUAGUCCAGUCAAUGUGCGGAGCAAUACUUUGUAUCCACCAAUGAAUUCCCAGGUUCCUCAAUCUCAAGCUCCAAAAUUAGAAAUUAAGCAGGAACCAAAUGUCAAUGUUGGAGAUUGCAUCGGAAGAAGAACAGAUCCUUACGAGUUUGAUGCGACAGGUGAUGAAAACGGAACAGGUGUUGAUGGACUUAGACGACAAAGAGACGAUCCUUCUAAACCAGGGUCUUUGUUCACCAGCGAAGGUCUUCAAGCAUCCUAUAAAGAUUUAGACCAAAUCUUCGAUAAUUCCGAUCCCGACACCUCUAGCGAUGAAACCAAUUUGAAUCAGCUUCAAGUACAAACUCCACCAGAAUCAAAUAGAUCCAGUGGACUGCACGAAGAAACUAGAGUAGAUACCAACAACAGACAUAAUAAUCGAGGAGUAGGCGUAUUGCGACCAGAAGAACUUUCCAAAAUGUUUCCAACGCCACCAUCCUUAGAACAUAAUCCAGUCGCUUCGCCUUGUCAGUUAAACGACCCUUUAAUGGACCAGACAGAACUUUCUGUGCCCCAGCGACCACUUAGGCAUCUCCCUGAUAUCUAUCCAAAUAUGGGAUCCCCUCAAGAAGAACCAAUCGACGAUUGGUCCUACGUGUUCAAGCCCACGUCCAUCUGCAAGAUGGUUGGUUCUUCCAAAUAUGCUCCUCUCACGAAUCUGCCCAGUCAAUCUUUACCACCCGUUACACUGCCAUCACACUGCGUAUACAGACCUUCCUGGCAGUGUAACCCUGCUCCUAGCAAUUCAGAAAAACCGCUUCCACCGACUAGACCUGGUUCUGUUCAACAACAACCGUGCCCACCAAGCCCAGCACCGUUGGGAGCACCCUAUCGCUCAGCGACCAUUUCCGGUAGACCACCGCCGCCUCCGUACGAUCAACCGAGCCCAGCUACAUCUACCACUUCUUCGUAUCUGAACAAAAACUUGAAUAGUAUUGAAGCGGACACACCGGGACCUACUCGCGCACCAGAAUCGAACUCUCUCAUAGUGAAUAUUCUCUUAGGCGACACCGCGUUGAACAUCUUCCGCGAUCAUAAUUUCGACAGUUGCAGUCUAUGCGUGUGCAAUGCAGGCCCGAAAGUGGUUGGUAAUAUAAAAGGCGCGGAUGCUGGUGUUUAUCUGGCACACUCGUGGUCGGGUGGAGCUCUCUUUCAAGAUGACGAUCAAAUCAGAUGCAGUUGUGGCUUCAGUGCAGUUGUAAACCGACGACUGGCUCAUCGGGCCGGAUUAUUCUACGAAGAUGAAAUGGAAAUUACCGGUAUCGCGGAAGAUCCAACGGAGAAGAAAAAGACAUCUUUGGUUGCUAUCGCGUGCGGAGGGGCUAAACCAUCCGAAGGUUUAGACGCGAUACCACCUAACGUGUUAGAGUUGCUGAGAGAACAGUGUCUGAUCAUACAGAGCUCCGCCAGCAGCCUCUAUAGGGCGUCCAGAAUCUACGCUGCGAUGAAAAGUUACUCGAUGCUCACGCCUACGGUGAAUAUGUUGGAGUUUAACGAUGGAAACGAAGUGUCACUGGCUGCUCUUGAUCAGGGUAAAAUCGAUGGUACACAUAACGAAAGGACUAACCGUGUGAAUGGCGUACAUCGAUGGGUGUUUCUCCGAGCGAAAGGUCCCCAGUGCAGCGGUGAUAUUGUACGAAUGAUGAGAGCGCUACAACCAUUGUUGGAGGAUGCAGUGCAGAAAAAGUGCACUACUCGAAUGUGGGAGGCGCCGUACACCGUCGCUGGUCCUCUUACUUGGAGGCAAUUCCAUCGUUUAGCCGGUCGUGGGACUGACGAUCGUUGUGAACCUCAGCCAAUACCAGCUUUAGUAGUCGGAUACGAUCGGGACUGGUUGUCUUUAUCGCCGUAUGCUCUAAGCUACUGGGAGAAAUUGCUUUUAGAACCGUAUGCUGGACCUAGGGAUGUCGCUUAUGUGGUAGUAGCACCCGACAGUGACUGCGUUAUCGAUAAAGUCAAAUCAUUUUUCCGUGAACUAUCGACUACGUAUGAAAUCUGUCGGUUAGGAAGGCAUACCCCGAUCUCGAAGGCCCUGCGCGACGGCAUUCUUCGAGUUGGGAAAUCGUCUGUACAAAAUAAAGUUAAACAACCAAUUGAUGAUUGGUUCAAACUUUUAGGAGAAAACCAAUUAGGAGAACUAUUACGGUUAUACGCUCAAGUCUGUAAUCACCGAUUAGCCCCAUAUUUAACGCAGGUUAUACAAGAUCGAAGUUUGUUAGAUCCUGGAGAUACACAAUUAACCAAUAAGCAACAGCAACAGCAACAAUCGACUAUUCCUGUUACCGAUACGAUGCCAGCCACGCCUGACGUAAUGACAAGCAAACCUGAGUCUGUUGAAGGAGAGAAUCCUAGAAGUGAAACUCCAUCGAACACAGCGACAAAUUCUAAUUCUAACACUGGUAACACGACACCGACUUCUCAAACUGCCACGAUACCCACAAACACCACUGCGGGUCCAGAUGAAGAGGAAGCCGAACCUCCGGCUGUGGUCGUUUAUCUGAUAGAACCUUUCUCGCUGGGAAGCCCUGAAGAUCCUGAUCGUCGAAGACUUGCAAUUUUAGCUUUAUUGCGUGCUUACUCAGCAGCAGUUAAUAGCAUGCCUGAAAAUGUCAGAUCCAAUAUCAACGUUCAGUUAAUAUCAUUGGAAAGUAUAAUGGAGUUAGGACGAGCUAGAGAAAGGCGAAGGAUUCAGGACGAAAUGAGAGCCUUAGCGUUGAACGUGUUUCUACAGGGCCGCCGAUUGUUAAAUCACAACUCCACGGUAAAAAGUCUCACUGGCUUUGGUACUGCUGCCGCUGCAGAUCUUUUUCUUAAGAGUAAAGAUGAACGGAACAAAGCCCCGUACCGGUUAUACGCACCGGCUUACGUCCUGGCUCCUCUACGAGCGAAAAGCGAAGCACCUGAAUCCUUUGGUAUUGCUGGACCAGAGGAAUGCGCAGUUCUGUAUCUGAGCUAUUGCCUCAGCGAGGAUCAAUCCUGGCUGCUCGCAGUCGCGACUGAUGACAGGGGCGAGAUAUUCGAGACGGCUACCAUUAACAUCGAUAUACCCAACAGAAAGAGAAGAAAACGCGCCUCAGCUAGACGAAUCGGAUUACAAAAAUUGAUGGAUUUCAUACUUAGCGUGAUGUCUCAGGGUGUACAACCUUGGAGAUUAGUCGUAGGUCGUGUGGGACGCAUUGGGCAUGGCGAACUAAAAGGAUGGAGCUGGUUACUAUCUAGGAAAGCACUUCUAAAAGCCUCAAAACAUCUGAAAGAAUUAUGCGGCCAGUGUAGCCUUCUGUAUCCAUCGGCAGCACCUUGCGUACUCAGCGCCUGUUUAGUUUCGCUUGAACCAGAUUCAACUCUCAGACUGAUGGCUGACCAGUUUACACCCGAUGAGAGAUUCAGUCAGGCAUCAGUAAACUGCCAAUUAUCUACACCACAGGAUGUCACGUGCACUCACAUUCUCGUCUUUCCCACAUCUGCUACCACUCAGUCAUCACAGACAGCAUUUCAAGAGCAACAUAUUAAUGGACCAGAACUAGGGGAUGAUGAACUAUUUUCUGCUCUAAAUGAUGACAUGCCAGAAGGUAUGGAAGGUAUGGGAGACUUCAACGAUAUUUUUAACGUAUGGCCAGAGGCUGGGGCUGGUGGAGGACAAAGUCCUGGUGGCAGUCCACACCGUCCUGAGGGAUCCCCACUGGGUGGAGAUGGUGGUGGCUCGGGUUUAGGCAAUCACGAUGGUCCUGGUAGUCCAUUUCCAUGUAGCAACACUCCAAGAGUAACGGUUGCUGAACAGAUAGAAGAAGUUGGAACACUAUUGCAGCAACCACUUGCACUCGGUUAUUUAGUAUCUACUGCACCGACAGGACGCAUGCCACCGUGGUUUUGGUCAGCUUGCCCCCAUCUUGAAGGCGUUUGCCCAGUGUUCUUGAAGAAUGCCUUACAUUUGCAUAGUCCAGCAAUACAGCAGAAUAGUGACGAUCUAUUACAACAACAAAGUGCACUAACUGCUCAUCCACUAGACUCACAAUAUACCACCGAUGUGCUCAGAUAUGUGCUGGAGGGAUACAAUGCAUUAUCAUGGCUUGCAGUGGAUGCGAACACGAAGGAUCGGUUAUCCUGUUUGCCAGUUCACGUACAAGCGCUCAUGCAGCUCUACCAUGCAGCAGCAGCUCUCGUCUGACCCACACCCUCUCCCUUCGUAGUGCAGUAUAUGCACCUCUCUCACGCACUCCUUAACCGUACCAUCACUUGGGGCUUUACGAGAGCAACUGGUUUCCUACAUCCGUCUUCAACUGUACGUUAGUGACUCUGAGAUUUUCCG
Messenger RNA from Colletes gigas, 6240 nucleotides. It is a transcript of the gene skd, whose product is annotated as mediator of RNA polymerase II transcription subunit 13. Gene Ontology annotation, cellular component: mediator complex. Gene Ontology annotation, biological process: regulation of transcription by RNA polymerase II. Bases 142 to 6099 code for a protein of 1985 amino acids. The record is from RefSeq and is a predicted model, not a curated record. The transcript has 17 exons. Gene Ontology annotation, molecular function: transcription coregulator activity. NCBI's taxonomy places the organism in Eukaryota, Metazoa, Arthropoda, Insecta, Hymenoptera, Colletidae.